Helicoverpa zea (corn earworm) is the source of this 546-nucleotide messenger RNA. RefSeq lists its product as uncharacterized. Lineage: Eukaryota; Metazoa; Arthropoda; Insecta; Lepidoptera; Noctuidae. Bases 1 to 546 code for a protein of 181 amino acids. The transcript has 4 exons. The record is from RefSeq and is a predicted model, not a curated record.
AUGAUGAAAACUGUGACAAAACCCCGUCAAAUCAAAAUGAAGUAUAUGGACAGAUUACCAACGGUUAUAAGCUGUUGUUUCUGUUGCUUUUUAAGAGCUGGCACUGUGAUGAUAGCCGUGUUUUCAUUUAUAAUAGGAGUCCUAUUCGCUCCAAACGUGAGCCACACGCACGGCUUCUGGGACCUGAACCCUGUACUGUCGAACUACGGCAUCAUGACCGAGAUGUCAGCACAGAUGACGAUAGGAAUCGCUUCCAUAAUGCUCUGUAUUGUCAGCGUCUUACUGCUCGUUGGGGCUUGCUGUAACAUUCCAGUGCUAAUAGAGAUCUACCAGUGGGGCGCGAUAAUGUACAGCUCGACGGUGGUGCUAAUGUUCUUCGUGCUGGCCGUGUUCUGUUUCUUCGUGCACACAAACUGCUACGUGGCGGGCGCCGUGCUAGUAUUUUUGAUUGUGUGCGAUGUUUUGUUGACGGCGUACUUCAUAAUCGUGACGAACAGUUUGAGGAUGUCGCUACAGUUUCUGUCAAGUAGUGAUAUUGUGAUCUGA